Ruditapes philippinarum (Manila clam) is the source of this 2306-nucleotide messenger RNA. Its product is annotated as serine-arginine protein 55-like. The coding region runs from base 138 to 848 and encodes 236 amino acids. Gene Ontology annotation, cellular component: cytoplasm; ribonucleoprotein complex; nucleus. Gene Ontology annotation, molecular function: mRNA binding. The transcript has 8 exons. The record is from RefSeq and is a predicted model, not a curated record. Lineage: Eukaryota; Metazoa; Mollusca; Bivalvia; Venerida; Veneridae.
ACAUUGCUGAUUGUACGGUAAAGUAACGGUUAUCAAAUCCUAGCCUCGACAUGAAAUCCAUCACGUGACACAAGCCUGAACACGUAAGAAAGAAGGAAGGAAAACAAUAUCUCGAAAACAAAACCACAAAACCCAGGAUGUCCUCUGGAACUAGAGUUUAUGUUGGUAGACUAGCUAGUGAUACAAGGGAGAAAGAUAUAGAAAGAUUUUUCAAAGGAUAUGGACGAUUGCGGGAAGUCCUCAUGAAAAAUGGCUACAGUUUUGUAGAAUUUGAUGACCCAAGAGAUGCUGAUGAUGCUGUCUAUGAAUUGAAUGGAAAAGAACUGCUGGGAGAAAGACUGAUAAUUGAACAUGCGCGUGCCUCCAGAGGUCGUGGUGGUGGACGAGGUGGCGGUGGUGGAGGAAGAUACGGAGAUCGCUCUCCUGAAAGGUUUGGUCCACCACAGAGAACAGACUACAGAGUGAGAGUGGAAAACCUAUCGUCAAGAGCCAGCUGGCAGGAUCUCAAGGACCACAUGAGAUCUGCUGGUGUUGAAGUCUCAUUUGCUGAUGCUCAUAAACAGAGGACUGGAGAAGGAGUUGUUGAGUUUACAAGCGAGUCCGAUAUGAAUCGUGCAGUUGAGAAACUAGAUGGUACAGAUAUAAAUGGAAAGAAAAUCCGUAUGGUUGAGGAAAGACGAGGUGGAGGCGGAGGUGGUGGUGGACGAGGCAGAAGAAGUUUUUCACGCAGCAGAUCCAGAUCAGAAAGCCGAAGCCGAUCAAGAUCCAGCCGGAGCCGUUCUCGAUCAAGCUCGCCACCAAAGAAGAGGUCCCGUACAAAAUCCGGUGAUGAUGCGGAAGACGAUUGAAUCAUUUCAUGCAGCAAAGUCUUUAUUCAUAAUUCUGAAGAGAUUCAGCGUGGGGAAACUUUAGACAGCUGAUAUGGAUGGAGGCUUAUCUCUCAACCAUUGCUUGUCUUUCGUGAGUGUAUGUAAAGAGUAAAUGUCAUAAGUGUUAGUGAAUGUAGUAUUCUAGUUAUAUGACUAUAGAUAUAAUUGUAUGAAGAAAUUUGGCCAUUAUUUUCAUGUGUAUAAUUUAAUCUUGUCUAUUUGAUACGGUAAAAUGAGAAAUGCUCAUAAACACUUAAAUUUGAAAAAAAAAUAAUGUAUACUUGAUAUGUUAAUAAUCAUAGGCAUGUAAUACAAAAGUUUGGUGUCAAAUUAUUGUGUUGAAGUGUCUUAAAAUUAAUAAUGAAUUUAUUUAAGGUGUUGUAGUUAAAACUUUCGGGACUGUAAUUGGUUCCUCUUGAUAAAUAUUUAAUAUUACUCCUCAAUAAUUUUGUACUUUCCAAUUGGCCAAUGGGUUUUAUUCAAGUGUACCAUGUGACUAAAAAUUUUGUAUUCUAAAACUCUGAAAAAUUAAGACAUAUAGAAACUGUGUCCCAAUGGUGUUUUUGUUCUAGGGAUUGAAUAAAUAACACAUAGGUUUAUGAGUAACAGCAAAAAUAUCAUCUCUCGUAAAAAUACUGUACCUCAGCAAGCAAUAUUUUCCUCAGGAUGAUAUUUUGACUGUUACUUGUUACUAAUGAGUUAUUUAUUUACUGGUAUAAUUCAACUCUUUAUUGUUAUGGUUACAUAGAUGAAAUGUAUUUAUUAUAAAUUUGUUUUUCCACAGUUUUGCAACACAAGGCAUAAAAGAUCUUUGAAUUGCUGUUAAGCACUUGAAUUUAUCCAAAGUUCAGUGUAUAAUAAUAUAUUAUGAAUACAAAAAGUCUUAAUCUUCAGUAUAGAUAUAUAUUUGAAGAUUAAAGGGCAUACCUUAUCUGACCUCGUUUAAAAUCCUACAAUAUGUUUUAAGGAUCUUAAUAAACUGAUGAUUAAAUCUUUCAUCUUAUGAGGAAGCUCUUGAUAAGAUAAUGAUAGUUCUGUGGUCCUCUUGUGCCCACAUGUUCCUGAAACAAUGCAACGAGGGAACACUGAAAGUUUUUCUACAUUAUUAAUUCUGGGAAGUCACCAUUUAUGACAUUUACAGAGUCUGUACGACUUAAAACCCCAAAAAAAUAAGAGAAAAAAGAAAAUUUCUUGAUCAAGUUUUCUUUGUUUUUUUUUAUUUGUCAAGCCAUCUUUCAUAUAUUCAUGUUACUGAUAUUUAAAACUCAUUUCACUAAAUUUCAAUUAUGAUUUUGUUUUAUUUUCUUCAACCAUUGUCAUUACAGAAACAUUAUUUGUGCAUGUUAUUUUUGUUUCUUCUCAUUUUUAAAAUUUGUCCAUAUUGUGUACUGUGAUGGAUAAAUAUUGUGAAAUAAAGAUUUUAUUAUAAAACUUUUA